Molecule: messenger RNA, 770 nt
Organism: Hibiscus syriacus
Lineage: Eukaryota; Viridiplantae; Streptophyta; Magnoliopsida; Malvales; Malvaceae
Product: transcription factor PRE6-like
Exons: 2
Coding region: 37-591 (184 amino acids)
Biological process (GO): regulation of growth; regulation of DNA-templated transcription
Molecular function (GO): protein dimerization activity
Source: RefSeq, a predicted model, not a curated record
CAAAACCUUUUUAACUCCCAAACUCUGCUUUCUUCGAUGCACUUGUCUUCUUCACAUCCAACAUCACUUUCUUUCUUAAUGUACCUCUCUCUCUCUCUCUUUCUCUCUCCAUUGGUGGUCCUCCAUUUCUUCCUCUUUAUAUCCCUCUUCCCCCUUCCUCCAUUUCUUCAUCUCUCCUAUCUAACAUUGCUCCCUUUUUCAUGUUUUCUUCUCAAACCCACAACAUUUUCCCUCCCCCUCCAUUUGCAUUUCUACCUUGGUGAAUACACUGACCCCCCAAGUCUCAUUUCCGUCUUCAUUUCGACGAUGUCGAACCGACGGUCAUCGAGGCAGUCUGCCGUAGGCGUUUCCGGGAUUUCCGACGAUCAAAUCAUUGAACUUGUCUCCAAGUUAAGGCAGCUUCUUCCGGAGAUUCGCAGUAGCCGAUCUGACAAGGUAGCAGCAUCCAAGGUAUUACAAGAGACAUGCAACUACAUUAAGAACUUGCAGAAGGAGGUGGAUGAUCUAAGUGAGCGUCUCUCUCAGCUCUUGGCUACCAUUGAUGCCGACAGUGCGGAGGCUGCUAUAAUUAGGAGUUUACUUAUGGAAUAAAUAAACCAACUUAUUUUUAUAAUAGGAUUCGGUCACUAGACCAAACAUAAACUAGGUUAUAUUUUAAGACGCAUGUGCACUGUAAUUACUAAGUAUUAUAAGAUGACUUGCACUAGCAAAGCCUUUGAUUGUAAUGGUAAACUCAUCUCCAAUUUAGAAGAAUAUCGAUUAUGAGUAUG